Messenger RNA from Vicugna pacos (alpaca), 4974 nucleotides. Lineage: Eukaryota; Metazoa; Chordata; Mammalia; Artiodactyla; Camelidae. The record is from RefSeq and is a predicted model, not a curated record.
CCGACGAGCAGCACGGUCUCCCGGGAGACCGGGAAAGCCGUUUCGCACCCGGCGGAAUCGAAGUCUAGAGCUCCCUCAGUGUAUUUUGGGAAGUUAUGGAUCGUCAUGUCCCCAUGCAUGCAUUACCUGAAGAAAUCCAAAAGAAUUCGAGAUGCAAGCAUGCAAUUAAAAAGUCACCAAAAUGAAUUGCAGAGAGUACAGAAAGAAUUGAGUCAUUUGCAACAAGAGUUAAAAAUUAAACAGAGACAAUCACAAAUCUUCAGUCAGAGACUGACGGAGUACAAACAUUUCUGGAAUAAGACUCUUUCAUUAUUUACUUUUACUAAAAGAGAGCUAACCAGUAUUAAAAAUGAAGUAUAUGAUAAUUUUCAAAACUGGACUUCACUGAAAGGAGAAGUUCUUCUACAAAUUAAAUCCAUAAGUGAAACGGCUUUGACAGAAAUAAAGAUACUAAAUAAAAGUUUGACAGUGUCCCAGAGAAAUAAUGUAUGCCUUGAAGAGGAAAUGAAAAAUCUGAAAUUGUUGUCAGAUGCAGCCAUAUUGAGGUCUCAGCAGAUUCAGACAUCCAAACAACAGGAAGUAAACUUGCAAACCAGAUGCCAUGACUUGCAAAAAGAAGUACUAGAUUUACAGUGUCAAGUAGAAGCACUUGGGCUAAAACUUCAGAAGGCAGUGACUGAGAUGGACAACUACAAAGAAAAGCUCAUGAAUAAAUCUAAUGAAGCUGAUGAGUGUCAAAGAGAACUUAGAAAACUGAAGUUUGAAUCCAUUAUUUCUGAGUCACGGCACACCAGAUUGCUUAAAGAAAAAGAGGACUCUUCAAUGACUUGUCAACAAAUAUAUAAAACUUUACAAGAAGAACUGACUGCAAAAGAAAGACGAGAAGAAGACUUAAAAAGAAGAAUUAAUUUUGCAGAAAAUGAACUAGAGAUAACCAAAACUCUUCUGAAUCAGACAAAGGAAGAGGUUGUAACACUGAAAAACGAAAGGGAAUCGAUGCUAAUUUCACAUCAGAAAAGCAUCGAGCAGCUACAGGAAACCCUUAGACAGAAGCUGUUGAAUGAUAACUGGAGGGAGAAGAUUGAAGCUGAACUCGCCAAGGAAAGGGCUCAACAUUUAGUUGAAUUUCAGGAGCAAGCUCUUCUCUUUAAGGAAGAAGCUAAACUGGAACUUGAUAUUGAAAGGGAAAAACAUCAAGAAAUAAUCCAAAAGUAUAAGAAAGAACAAGAGGAGCUACAAAUGAAGGUAUCUGACUUAAUCGAAGGUACCACUAGAGACCUAAGGCUGAAAGUGGCCACUCUUGAAGAAAAACUCCAUGAAUCUCAUAUUCGAUAUACUGAAGAAUCCGAGUCAAAGGAGAAAGAAAUUGAAAACCUUAAAAAUUUGCUUGCAGAGUUUGAAUCACGCUUGAAGAAGGAAAUUGACAGUAAUGAUUCAGUUUCAGAGGACUUGAGGAAGGAAAUGAAACAGAAGUCAGAUGAACUGGAAAGAGUGAUGCUGGCACAAACACAACUGAUACAAAAAUUCAACCAGUCCCAGGAAGAGAACACUUUGCUUCAGGAAACAGUGCGUAGAGAGUGUGAAGAACGCUUUGAACUGACAGAGGCCUUGAGUCAAGCCAGAGAACAGCUCCUGGAGCUCAGGAAGCUCGGGGGACAGUUACCGCUGUCACCGUGCUCCCUCAGCCAGGGCAGCCUAACCUCCUCUGCCGCAGCCAGCGGCAGUCAGGGAGAGAGAAGGCUUGCAAGACUGAACUCAGAAAAGGAUCAGAUCCCCAGCCUGCGUGGAGUGUCAAAACCUACUGCUUCCCCAGCCUCAGCUCAGCCCAGCAGGGUCAGCAACUCAGGUUUGCCCACUCUUCCCCAGCCACAUCCUCCCCGGGGGCGACCGUCUUCAGUCAGUGAGACCAGACAGAGACUGGCUGCCAUUCUGUGGAAGAGACUGAGUCAGCAGUGAUGGAUCCAAAGUCAGGAGUGGCUGCACACAGCAUGUCUGUCUUUUCCAGAAGGCAGAGACUCACUGUAACUGAGGAUGAUAAAGAUCAAAUUAUUAGUGCAGAUCACGAAUGCAUAUUGACAGAUAUUUUUAACAAGAUAAUUGGAAAAGCUAGAAAAUUGUGGUCACAUUUUCCAAGAGGCCUUUGAAACUACAGCAGAUGAUGAAGUUGUUGGUAUUCCAGAGGGCCAAUUUCUAUAUUUAUGUAUUGUGUAUUUAGAUGUAUUCUAUGAAUAUGCCCUUUUAGAGAUCAUUGGUAAAAAUGUUCAUCCAUAGCAUUUUUCUUUUAUUUUUUUUGCACCAUUACAAGCAGAUAUAUUUCCACAAAAAAAUAGAUCAUAUAGGUUUUGUUGGUGUUUGUUCAUUUGUUUGUUGAGCUGAGUAGUUUAAAUAGAUGUAAUUAGUAUUCCGAAUAGAAAAUGAAAGUACGUUAGUCCUUAAUUUGAUAAUUUUCAAAGUGCUUAUUCAAAUAUUUGCAGAGUUCUUCAUCAUCAUUAUCCAAAGUUUCUCUUUGUCACCUCAUAAUGUAAUUAGUUAAUCUAAUUUCUUUUUAAGUUAGGUCAGAAGUAAUGAUAGGUAAUCUUCAGGAAGACAGUCUGGGGACCUUCUAGGAAAAGAGACAGCAACUCCAAGGAAAAGGUGGUUUACUUUUUGGUCAUGAAAAUAUCACUUGGUAGAGAUUUUAUACAUCGAAUGCUUUUUGGUACUCAGAGUCAGGUUUUGGUUUGAACUAGUAUUAUUCUUAAGUCAUUGUGUAGAAAACUAAUUUGAGACAGUUUAGUAGAGGCACAGUGCUACUUUGGGAUUCAAAUGUUAUUACCCCUGAAAAUGGGCAACUGUUUAACAUGUUUUCUGUUUUCAGAGUGAAAAAUUAAAACCAGAAACUAGACAGGCUAUUUUAUGUAAUCUUAAAGCUUCGGGCUCCUCCUGUUUCUUAAAACACAACUCUUUACCUUAGGCUAGUGUUCAUCUAUCCUUUUCUCCAUCUAAUAGAAGUGUACUUUUCUUCCAUGACUGAUUUUACACAAAUCCUUCAUCUGACUGUAUUGUGGACAUCCAGGCUUCUUACUCCCAGAUUAGAAUGAAGGUAACACAUGUGAAAAGUGGCACAUAAAACUCUUCUAUUUGGCUACCACACUGAGGAGAGAAUCCAAAUGUACUUGGAAUCCCUCCUGUGUGCAAAAACAAGUAAACCUACUGAGCAAAAUCAAGUUUAUCUCCAAUCUUUCAAAAGACUGAUGUAAUCUACCAGUAGGGUGUUUUAAUCUCAAAACAUUCCACAUUAGGUCUGCUAAUUUCCCUGACUAGUUUAAGUGAGCACAUCUAGUGUUAAGGUUUAUAAUGCACCUUAUAAUGGCAUUUGACAAGGGACUAUAACAUCACAUAAUGGUGGUGGUGCAGUGGACCAUAGAGGUCACUCAAACAAUCUCCUCCCCUCCUAUUUUUUUUUUUUAGCCAGUUUGUGUUUUAUUGGCUCCUGGAUGCUGCGGCCUUAACCAGUACUCCCGUGAUGUGUCUCACGCGGUGGGUCCAGCCGCUCCUUCCACUGCUUCUGCUGCUUCUUCGGGUUGUCUUCAUGCUUGUUGAGCCCAUGGUUCAUACACGCGUUUUCUUGGGCAACACACCGACCAGGGGCUUGUACUUCUAGACUUUACAGAAUUUCCUCCGGCUUUCUUCCUGAGUCUGGUUAAUGACAAUGAGAACAUAGGUGAUGAACUUACUAACAACUGGGAUCUUGGAGAGUUUGGAAGCUGCACCACCUGUCGCUUUAGGACAUGCAGCUGGGACAGCGCCACCUUCAGGACCUCCAGUUGUUUCAGCAGCUCCUCCACCUCCUUGUCACGAAUGUCUCCAGCCUUAAUCUGGCCAUGGCCAGAAGCUGCCACUAACGCCUUCUUGAAGGGAAAGAGCAAUUUGUAAACAGUAAUCUCUUUACAAAUUAAGAAUAGACGCCCAAAGAGUUCUGGCUUGGCUAAGAUGGUACAGCUAGUUAGUGGCUGAGUUCAAACCAGAACCACUAUUACCUGAUCCCAACCUUUCCACUUCACUAUUCCACUCACCAGAGUCACAGACCUCUACCAUGACUUUUGUCAGAAGCACCUACGCUGUGUUUACCUAAUAUUUUUAAAUGCCCUCAUUUUUUAAAACUUAAAUUUAUAUAAAAAGGAAAUUUGACCCAAGGAAGAAUAAUUAUAAAGUAAUGAGUUCAAUAUGCCAGUCAUAUUUUUUCUAAUAUACUUUAAGAUAAAUGUGUAUCUAUUAAAAUGUAAAAUGUUGCUGGUCUACCCCCUAAAACCAUGUUGUAUGAUUCUAGCAGCACUCGUGCCACACUCUGGAGACCACUCCACUAGGCCUCAUGCUUCUCAUCUGGUGUUUGCAUGUUCCAGUUACAAAUAUUCAUGACAUAAGGUGAUGGCAAAAGCUGGUGGAAGGUUUAGUAAAAGCAUAAGAGAAUAUUUUGGGUGACAGUUUUUGUUAUAUUAUACACGCUUUCCCGCAAUCUUUCCAUUUCAGCUCUCUCUUCAAGAGCCAUGGGAAUACAUCUUUUCUAAAUUAUGAACAUAUUUAAAUUUGUAAAGACAGCCACCCAUAAGCUUUUCUAAAGUGAUGUAAGGACCAUCAGUGCAAAACCUGGUUUCUCAGCUUGUUACACUCUUGCUUUACAAUGAGUAAUUCUGUAAAUAAUCACUCUGAGAAUAGAAUCCUAAUCUGCAGCAAAGCUGCGCUGUUGUCCACAAGUAUGUCAGAGAGUGAUUCCAUGGAUAAACAGAGAGACAAUAUUUACAUUUAUUUCAACCUAGACAGUUUAAAGCAGUUCAAGCUGUGUACUUACAUCUUUUGAAGAAAGGCACUUAAAGAAAAGAGAAUAGCAUUAGACUAUGUAACCUGAGAGUUAAGAACACAUUCAAACUUUCCUAAAUUUCUCACUGAUACAUUAACUUCUGGCAUGAAACAGUAUCAGGAAUGUUAAAAAAAAAA